Cimex lectularius (bed bug) is the source of this 2135-nucleotide messenger RNA. RefSeq names its product zinc finger protein ubi-d4 A (gene d4). Gene Ontology annotation, cellular component: nBAF complex. Gene Ontology annotation, biological process: nervous system development. The coding region runs from base 347 to 1963 and encodes 538 amino acids. The transcript has 10 exons. The record is from RefSeq and is a predicted model, not a curated record. NCBI's taxonomy places the organism in Eukaryota, Metazoa, Arthropoda, Insecta, Hemiptera, Cimicidae.
UGUUUUAUUUUUUUGAAAUUUUAAUUGUGGGUUGUUAGAAAAUAGAUCCACUUGGAGCGCUCAAAUCGGCGGUCGGCUUUAUUGACGAACUUGUCUCACUCACCAGACUCCAGAGUCUAGAGUGAGAACCGGUAGUUCAACACAAAUGCUUGUUUGUCGGUUUUGUCGUAUUUGUCGGAUAUGUGGCUCUCCUGGGCCGAUGUCUAACUAUGUCAGAGUUGGUGCAUUUUCUCGAUCACGGAAAUAGCUUUCCCAACGGGGAAAACCGACAUUUUUCACUUGAGUUCGUACGAAGACUGAGACAAAAAUCGAAAUAAAACUAGUUUCGCCGUUCGCGUUAGUAAAGAUGGCUUCUUGUGAUAUACAAAUCGUUAACAGUUCCGUUUUGAACAGGAUCGAAAGUUUUAUGGCCGAUGCUUCGUACCGGGAGGCAAUAGAAAAUUCGGCAAAUUACAAUACUAGACUUUGCGUUGAAAGGAGACUCCGGAUGCCGUUUCUAGACUCUCAGACAGGAGUUGCUCAAAACCAUUCAAACCUUUUCAUGACGGCUAGGGAACGAAUACCCGGCCUUCAAUAUGGUCAAGUUUAUACAUAUCCUUCAAAGAGAUGGAGGAAAAAACGAAGACAGUACCUUAUGCAACCCCAGGUUGGACUUAGAAGGUGUGAAGUUCCUUCGGAUUCGAGUGACCUGCAUACAAUAUCCACAGUUGAAAACCCGGCUGCUGCGAUGAGUGAAGAUAGUAAAGAUAGUGCUGGAGUCAAAGACGAAUCUGCUAAGUCAUCUCAGGAUGCUUGGUAUUAUGAUGAUUUUGAAUUGCAUUCGAUGGAAGGAUUCGAUGACCAAGACCCAGAUUCAGAUUAUGAUUAUGAAGAAACUUAUAGUAAAAGGAGAAAAAAAGGUCGAGGUGGAAAAACACCUGGAAGAGGCGGUGCCACUCCUACAGAUUCACCACAUCCAAAGAAAGGUGGCAAGGGCACUGGACAGGGCCGAGGAAGGAAAAAAGGAAUAAAUUAUGCAGAAAUUGGCGAUUCGGAAAAACCUUUCUCCUGUGAUCUUUGCGGAGCUCGAUACAAGACAAGACCUGGUCUUACAUAUCACUACACCCAUUCUCACAAAGAGGGCACAUCAGCAACACCGUCGACAAGGAAUAGUAGCAGCGGAGGGGUAAGCGGUGGCACCUCUCAGACCGGGCAGUCGACACCUACGGCUGGACUCGCUCCUCCUCCUAAUGUUAUUACGCCAUCACAACCUUCUCUAAUUGAGGAUGAACAGGCAGACUCCCUGGCUCCCCCAUCGCCCCUUUUGCCCCAACAACAGCAGCCUGUACAACAGCAAGGUUGGACAAACUUCGCACAGGACAACUAUCUAACUUUCUUAAAUGCCCCCGGCCCACCUGCAAAGAGAGGACGGCCAAGCGCUGCAAGCCAGCAACAGCAAGCUCAAGCACAAAUCGCGUCAUCAGAAGAACCUAUUCAAAACCCAGUCCAGUCAAGUGGACAAUCAUCUCAAAAUCAAGCAUCCACACCUCAUCCUGCCAAGGAUAAACCUCCUGACAGUAUGCCUGAGUGUUCUGUUGUUUUACAGCAAGUACUUAUAAUGGAGCAAAAUGAAAAGCCAAGAGCAACACCAUCACCUUAUUGUGAUUUUUGUCUCGGUGAUGCGGUAUCUAAUAAAAAGUCCGGCCAACCAGAAGAGUUGGUAUCUUGCUCUGAUUGUGGACGUUCUGGACAUCCGAGCUGUCUUCUAUUUACAAACAAUAUGAUUGUUUCUGUAAGGAAGUAUCGAUGGCAGUGCAUUGAAUGCAAAUGUUGCUCCAUCUGUGGCACUUCCGACAAUGAUGAUCAGUUGCUGUUUUGUGAUGACUGUGACAGAGGUUAUCACAUGUAUUGUCUAGUGCCUCCUUUACAUACGCCUCCAGAAGGUUCAUGGAGCUGUCGAUCGUGUAUUAGGGACUUUCAUUGAGCGAAACAGUCCCAUAGUAUUAAGGGAACAUACAGACUGUAAAUUUUAUUAUAAAUUUUUUAUGUAAUGAGUAAGAAUUUCAUAAACGAAAUUUCUGCACAUUGGGUUUAAAUAAAAACUUUGUUGUUCAUUGAAGAAAAAGUGUAAUUAAAAAAAGUUUAUUGUGUAUAAA